AGGCUCGCUUUUUGUGCGCAAAACUGGGUCAGUUCGUUACCGAAAUGGACAGAAGAUGCCUUUUGCUUAUUCCAGUUGUGUUUUUUACGUUUAUUAUGCCUGCGUUGGCCCUAGAUAAGUGUAAAGAGGUAAGAUUUUCGCAUGAAGCGGAGUCGGCCGGUUUUUGGGUUGGGUGAAUAUUGAUGAUCUUUUGUGUUAUUCCUUGAUUUUAGACCUAAAAGUGUCUUUUUAACUUUUUAUUGCAAACUUUAUUGUGUUUUCUUUCUUUUUUAUUCUUUGCUUUCAGGACCAACUCACGUACGAAUUCACUGAAUGUGAUUCGGCAGAGGGCAGAUGGCGCGUAGCAGUUCCAAAAGAUCCGAACUCCUGCGAGGCGAGCGAAGUCCCCGUUCGCCAAAAGGAGUGUAGUAAGUGCAGUUUAAUUACGUUUAAUAGAAGUGUGGGUUGAGAAUUUUUUACGUAAAAUAUGAAUGGAUUUCAGAUAUUGUCUGUAUCGUUAUCAGUUUUAAUAGUACAAGUAUAACCUGCAAUCUAUAAACUCGACAUGUGAAUUUACAUAAAACUUUUUCAGACAUUGUUUGUGUUUAUGCUGGGUUUCAUAGCCGUAUUCUUGCCUAAUCUGGCCGUCUGAAGUUUUCAGCCUUGAUUCCUGGCUCAGUGUUUGUCAUAAACAAAAUUCUUGAACUAUCUUCAACACGAACCGAGCCAUCUAUACCUCGUGUUAUUUUAUGUAUUUACUUAUGCUUGUACAAGCUUCAUGUUUUCUUCUGCUUAAUUCAAUGCAAAGUAGGCAUGGGAAAAGACGAUGUCAUGUGAAUGCAACAAAUGGUUUAAACCGUAGACCUAGUUAAAAAUGGUGAUACAAUUGCAUUAGUUGUAGUAGUUGAUCGUUUAACUAAACUUGCCGGGUAGAGAAACAGAAGAUACUUUCGAGAGUCUUUAUCCAAGGAAAUAUAAGGGACUCUGAAGAAUUUGUACAUAAAUUAACUUUACUUAUGUCGUGGUUAGUUUAGGUUAGUUUGUACAUCUUUGGGUGCGGUAGAUUACCUACUGUAUAUGCCAUUAUUUUAAAUUCAGUAGAAUCUUUUAUACCUUCCUCCUUCAACCCUCAUUAAUUUUGUACCGAGAAUACGCAUUGACAUUGCUGAGUGAUGGUGAUGUUAAAGUAAGCUUAAUACAGAAUUAAAUAAUGAAAAAAUAAUAUAGUUUUGAUUGAAUACAAUGCAGUUUGUAUUAAUGUGUUGGAGACGUAAAGGGAAAGCUGAGAAAGUGUUUUCAUCCUGUUGUGCUGAUUCCUGAGUAGAAAAUGUACAGUCCCAUCAAAAAUUUUAGUUUUAAAAGCAUAAUAUUUGCCUGGAAUAAAAUACCCUUGAAAAGGAAAUGCUCAGCAGUGAGGAUGAUAUUACAGAGGAAACUAAAAUAAUUCUUGUAGCUUUUCUAUGCUAGCGUGGGAAUAGUCUUUGAAACAGUGGUGUGAAUUGACACCGACAUCAAACAGUUGUAAUUAUAAUGUAAGAGACUGGGUUAUUUAAGCAACAAACCACAUUUUCAGUUGGUUUACUGGUGUAACAACCUAUCUGGAUGUUGCGUGAACAUGAGAAAAGCAUGUGAAUCUUGAGCCAAAGGCAAGUGAUUUACAUGCUUUGAGAGUUUUUCUUUGCAAACUGUGGUGGUUUCUUCUGUUUACAUUCACCAGUUAACACACAAAGCCCAUCAAAGUGAAAAUACAAAUUUACAAAUUAAUGGUGGCAUCACACCUGAGAAAUUCACCUAGAUGUAACUUCCUCCUCAAACUUUCUUCAUACUUCUUUCUAUCUAACUUCUAUCUAACAAGAAACAUCAAUAUUCAGAGAGCAUCAAUUUUUGCAUCCUGGGUGCAAAUGCAAAUGUAUACUGUUUGAAAAGCAGCAUUCAUGGACCUUGAAUUAUGUAAAUACAAGUUACAACCCUUCAACUUACAACCAUUUUAGUAACCAUGAUGCCUAAAAUUUUGUACUGGCAUCUCAAUAAGGAAAAUAGUUGCCAAGCUGGAAAUAAUAAUAUAGUAAUAUAGGAAUACAGAUUAGAUAAAUAGAAGACCAAUAUAUUAAUAUUUUUACUACCUACUUUUCUGUUGAACAAAAAAACUCUAAGCUUCAUGUUAAUCACUUGCCUUUGCACUUAAAUUAACUUUUUGUCUUUAUUCUCUGUGGAUGUCUUAAUAAAUAGGAAGACAGCAUAAUAUGAAAGUUAUACUCUUUAUUAUAUCCAUUUUGAAAUCACUGGUGAUCCAUGCAAUCUGAUUGGCUCUCAAUAGUGUAAUUUAUUCGUGAAUCAAACUAUCUUUUUCUUUAAAUCACCUCUGUUUGAAAUCGCAUCAUUCAUGUUUUAAAUCACUUCAUUUCUGUUUUAAAUCACACCAUUUUUGCUGUAUAUUGCAUCAUUUCUGUUUCAGGUACAAAAUGAGAUGAAAAAGCCUUUUUGUUUCCGCUUUUCAACAAACUGGCUAUUUGGUCAAAUAAAAUUAAGGCUGGUACUGACUGAAUUCUGCGAUUUCAAAAUUGCUGUGAUAAAAUGUUAAUUGAACUUCGUGUGGUACAAUUUGGUCUGAAAUAAUACUUGUGAUUUCAAAUCGAACUCGUCUUGCGUGCUCGUGUAAUUUUAAAAUCAUACAUAUGAUUUCAGACCAAACUGUAAUCCACUCAGUUCAAUUACACCAGUAUUCUCACAGCGAUUCCUAAGAAUUAAAGACACCAUUUUAGAUUAUAACCAAUCUGCUACAAAUGAAUCAAUAGUAUCAUUGCUUACCACCAACAACGCUUGUGGCAAGUGCAUUUACAUGUUCCUCGAUAAAAAGUCCUUCUGUGCUCUUCUUGCCGAUGCUUAUUUAAAGGAACAGGGAUCAAAAUAACGGACAGUAGGUCGCCGGUCAUGAUGACCAGCCAAAUAUUUUUUUGGCCGGACAAACCCGGAUUUUGGCCGGUCAAAUAAUGAAUACAAUGAUUUUUUUUUGCCUUAUAUGGAAUAUCAAAUUACGCUGGCAGUAGAUCAUUGUACUGCAUUGACGUUCAGGUUUUUAGUGGCAAGUCGGUGAAAUUCAUUCACAAGUUGUUGAGUUCCUUUCCGGGGUUUUCCCCUGCUUUCAUGUCCCUUUAUAUCACAGGCAGCCCAAGCGCACUAUUUGUGGGUUCGGGCUUCAGAGGUCAUUUGGUGGGAAUAUAGUAGAAUUAUUAGUGUAUUAUCUGAUGCCAAAUAAAUGCAAAAAGUCUUAAAGAUAUGAAGUCUUCUUGUUUGUCUAUCGGUACUAGUAGCCUUUAAGAUAACGAAAAUCGAUAUUUCUUGCAUUAUUACAUGUGAUUCGGGCCCUUAUUGAUCGAAUUUUAUCACAUGUAUUCGAAUCUACAACGCUAAGGGAAAAAAAAUCAUGAUCACGCGAAACAUUGAUUCAAAAAGCUCCCUUACAUUUCGUUCAUAGCCACUCUGUGUCCUACGGCUGGUUUAAACACCGUUUAGUCGACUUUCUUUCCAUCGAGUACUGAACACUAUAAAAGAAGGGAAGGCUGGAGACCUUCCAAUUGACCCUCGCCGCUCGAAGGCCAAUAAAUUCCAAACAAAGCGACCGAUCUCCCUAAAAUUGCCACCAGCCAGACCGAAGAGUGUACACCUACCCGCUCGACGCCAGCGCCAGGUUCUAAAUUGGCUGCAUGAGCUCGAGGAUCGUUGCAUUUCGCAUCGAUUCUGGCCAGCUUCGCUUCGCCAUGAUGCACAAUCUUAACUGUUAUCCUAUGAGAUUCAAAUCUUGGAGCUUAGCGACGGCGUCAGAUGGACAAAACGUCACUCUCGCGGGGGGAGGGUCGUCACUUUUGCCCUAUCGCAAACCGACACCGUCCGGGGAGCCGGUGCGCUUAAUUAGGCCGGAAACAGCUCACGCGUGUAUGACACAUGAAACCCAAAAACGUCCCAGACUGUCUUAUCUCCGAUUUGAGAUUUAAAUCUUGCCAAUAACGGUUCCAAAAUCAGUUCGUUGCAGUCCGUUGUUUGGGUCAGUAGUUCUGUUCAAGUUCAAUAUUUCCUUUCGUAUUUUAACAAUAUUUCUUUUCAGAGCUACCCUAAAAUAUAUUUUUCUUUUACACGUAGCUUGUUUGUUAGUAAAAUCGCGUGUAUUUCGGUUUCUGUGGUGAUCGCGUGUAUUUCGGUGCCUGUGUCUAGCGUUUGAAGAAAGUCUGUUGAUAACGAUGUUCUCAAAAGUAGCCAGACAAGAGGAGGAUUUUCCUCCGAAGAAGAAAAAAAGAAAUCUUUUGGCUAUUCAGAAGAGUGGAAAAUAAUAAAGACAGUCUGGGACGUUUUUUAGGUUUCAUGUGUCAUACACAUGUGAGCUGUUUCGGCCGAAUUAAAUGCACCGGCUCCCGAACGGUGUCGGUUUGCGAUAGGGCAAAAGUGGCGACCCUCCCCCCGAGAGUGACGUUUUGUCCAUCUGAUGCCGUCGCUAAGCUCCAAGAUUUGAAUCUCGUAGGAUAACAGUUAAGAUUGCGCAUCAUGGCGAAGCGAAGCUGGUCAGAAUCGAUGCGAAAUGCAACGAUCAUCAAGCUCAUGCAGCCGAAUUUAGAACCUGGCGCUCGUCGAACGGGUAGGUGUACACUCUUCGGUCUGGCUGGUGGCAAUUUUAGGGAGAUCGGUCGCUUUGUUUGGAAUUUAUUGGCCUUCGAGCGGCGAGGGUCAAUUGGAAGGUCUCCAGCCUUCCCUUCUUUUAUAGUGUUCAGUACUCGAUGGAAAGAAAGUCGACUAAACGGCGUUUAAACCAGCCGUAGGACACAGAGUGGCUAUGAACGAAAUGUAAGGGAGCUUUUUGAAUCAAUAUUUCGCGUGAUCAUGAUUUUUUUUCCCUUAGCGUUGUAGAUUCGAAUACAUGUGAUAAAAUUUGAUCAAUAAGGGCCCGAAUCACAUGUAAUAAUGCAAGAAAUAUCGAUUUUCGUUAUCUUAAAGGCUACUAGUACCGAUAGACAAACAAGAAGACUUCAUAUCUUUAAGACUUUUUGCAUUUAUUUGGCAUCAGAUAAUACACUAAUAAUUCUAGUAUAUUCCCACCAAAUGACCUCUGAAGCCCGAACCCACAAAUAGUGCGCUUGGGCUGCCUGUGUUUAUAUAUACUUUGACUUUGAGUAUCAUCGUAUGGCGGUGUCUCAAGUCUCCAAGUCCCAUAGCUGCAUGUCGGUGAAAGUUGAUCUUUUUUGUUGCCCGGCAGGUGAUCGAAAGUCUCCUCCACUAAAUAUUUUCGGCAAAGAAGUUGAUUUGGCGAGAAAUCCAUUCCCCAAACAGCGUAUUUAUCAUCAGAAGUCAAUAAAUAUACAGCAGAGCUUUCGUUUGGGUCGUACAUCGCACAACACUUUAUCGCAAAGGGCUCAUUAUAAACAUCUACAGAAAUUUGCAUACAGCUGUUUACAAGAAGGAAGAUUUUAAGUGCUGAGAUAGGCGGCGUUCCUUUUCGACUAGCUUAAAUUUUUAUCAGGCAAUUCUGCAAUCGAGUCCGCAAACGAGAUUCAUGGUCGACAUAAGGAAAUUGUAUAUAAUUACUUGAUGCGCUAAAAUUUAUUCCCGGAGAAACAGUACAGGACGUGGAGAAUUGCGAUAGAUUAACAGGUGGUUUUCACAAUCCUCUUACAAGUAGAUGUGAAACGUUUGUGGGGGAAAAACUGUUAGCUAUCCUUUAGUUUUCUAACAAAUAACGUGUAUGUUUUCCCAAAGAAGGUCACAUUACUAAUCACAGCAAAGCUGAAAGUACAGUAUGACCUGCAGCAUCAUUGCGUUACUCAACAACUCAGUUUAUUGUUGUUUUGCUUUGUUGCAUUUCAUUACAUGACAACAUUAAAUUUAAUGCGGCAUUCGUUUUCUUAAAAGUUUUAGUGCAAAGCAUGAAAAAAAAGGCAAAGAAAAAAGAAAUGAUUACAGUGCUUGUUGUAGAGCAAAACGCAUUAAGCGGCAACUAUAUGGAAAGUAUUUUAAAAAGUUUGCAUGCAAAAAAUGACCGGCAAGAUGAGAGUUUGACCGGUCAAGUCCACGAUCAGGCCGGACAUUGUCCGUUGACCGGCCGUUAUUUUGAGCCCUGAAGGAACAGAAACUGAAUCCGAGUGAUUUUUAUACAAUUCCCUUUCCUUUUUACCAUUGAAAACAAGUUUUAAAGAGGUUUUCAAUAUAAGCUUUUACAUAAUAUCAUUCUUACCAAUCAAUGUCUUUGGAAAACGAAGAUAAAAACUUCCGUUCAAUGUGAGGACUGUAACUUUCCCACUGAAACUACAAACCAUAAGUUGUAUAAGUGUCCUGCAGUGAAAAGCUUUACGAAUGAGGUCUUAAACUGGUGGAACUUCAAACACCCUGAAAACAUAACAUCCGGGGCUAUGGAAAUUCUUUGCAGUUACAAACCUGAAUCAACACACAUUCGCGCUGUCAGUCAUUCUUCUAAUUACAAGAUGCUACAUCCACCUUGCCAGAAUCAAGUCUGAGACCCCAAGAUUCAAUGUUUUUGUUGUUCUUCUGGAAACUAAAAUUUCACUUCAAAGAAAAACUGCUAUUAAAACCGGAGACCUCAAAGACUAAUAAGUGCCCCUCCUUGUGCAUUUCUGAUAUGUGUUGUGACUUCUUGGAUUAAUGACUGGAUUAUGACUAUUAUGACUAUUAUGACUUGGAUUAUUGUUGUUGUUGAUGUUGUUUUUGCUCUGUCUGUGUCAUAUGGCUAACUUCAAUCAUGGACAAAUCAUGCGUUUCACAAGUAACAUUGUAAAAAGCAAUGCCGUCAUUUUACAAAUCCAUGUCCCCUGCCCCUUCUCCACCCAAUACAAUGUUGACAGAUCAAAGGAAUUGUGCCUUGACAGUUUCAACUGUGUCCGUAGGGUAGGGGUAGGGGGGGUAGGGAUGUGCUGUUUUAGUAGCGUGUGAAUACAAUUUGGCGUGUGUUAAAAAGCUUUACAACAGUUACUGUCCCAACACUUUUGUCCAUGAUUGUUGCUUUACUAUUGUAUGUACCUUUCUUGCAUUAUAAUUAUGAUAAACUUAAUGUGUGGACAGGCAAAUUAUGGUACCAAUCAACGACAUAACUCGUUAUAGACCAGCAGUUAGCAGUAAGAACCCCACUAUUAAUAAAAACAUAACUACAUGUAUUCUGACACACACACAAAAAAGCUCUGUUAAUAUUAUUGUUUGUAAAUUGUGCUGAAUGAUUGAUUUGGUUUUUGUAGCUUACACAUGUGAUCCAGGUCACUAUGUAGAUGUGGGAAGCAAAACUCUGGAGUGCAAAGUAUGCCCCAAAGGAACUUACAGCGUUGGGGGCGGUGUCCGCUUCAGUAAAUGGGAUCAAUUGCCUACUGGAUUUGAAAGUCGUAUUUCUGAUGAACAUUAUGAAGGAUAUGGUUAUGAUGAUGAAUAUUUCCAUGAGACAAAAAGUGGCAACUGCUCUAAGUGAGUUUGUUUUUUAGGAGGAUGAGGUGAAUUGUGUGUUUACAGGGCCCAGGAUUGCAACUCACUGGUUGCCAAUUCAACUAAAAAUUGAGUGCUUGUGGCUAAAUUUUAGGACCUGGUCACCAAUUACUGGCGAGUCACCUUAGGUUUUAAUAAGAUAAGCCCUUGACUUGCCUGCAAAUGCAGAUGGUUUUUUGGUUGUCGCUUUUCUCUGCAUGAAUAGUAAUGUCUGCAAUCCCAAGCCACCAAACAAUAAACUGAGUUACUCCUCUUGCCCUCGUGAGCUGGUGUGUCUAGGAUUUUGACAAGAUUUUUCAACUAAUUUUUUACUGUGAACUUCAAGACUGUAACGAGUUUUCCUGUCAUGUUUUCCUGUCAUGUAACAAUGGUUCUUAAUAAUUUGCCUUUGGUUUCUUUGUAGAACAAAAUAAGUUCUUAAGCUAUGGAUAAGAUUUGUGACUUUGGUCAGACUAGCCAAAUCCAAAAACUAAAGCUGACAAAAACUGGUGAAAAUAAGAGACAAAUGAUAAAAAUCUACACAAUGAUAGAAUCGAAAUGAAUCUGUAUGACAUUUCAUCAAUCAGUUCCACAAUUAUCCAAAUUUAACUAAAACUGACAAAAAGUUGUUUUGAAUAAAUAGUAUCCAAUCCUCACAAAUCUUUUGAAAGUCUGGAACAAUAGAGCUAAACAGUGAUAGGCUAAUAAUGUCCUAUGUCAAAGAAUUAGUUUUGGAGCUUGGGGUCACAGAUGUUGCUUUUCAGGUGAAGGGAAGCGACAACUGUGAAUACAUUGUACAUCUGAGUUUUCAGGCUAGCCCUCGACUUGCAUCUCUAAUCAUUGGUACAGUAAUGCCUCUCCCAGUGGUUGAACAAAGUAGUACUAUGCGUUGCCCAGCAACACAAAUACAGCAUGAUUAAACUGAUUUUAUCUUAUCUUACAACGAUGUUGAUGCACAUUUUGUUGCUUAUGAUAAAAUAAUGCACAUAUGCAGCUCCUGGCUUCUGUCCCAACCCAUUACUGAAAUGGCCUACAAGUUUUAAUAGUGCAUGGCUCAUAAGGGGGCCCCUGGCCAAACAUCCUGUUUUGCCUUCCUCCUAAUUUCUGAUUGUGUAUAAUGAUUAAAUUAAUAUUGGUUAUUUCAGAACUGGGUGGACACCACGAGGAGACAGUAUUGCAUCACCUGGAGAUGAAUGCACCUCAGAGUUGUCAUAUGCUGUCACUGUAAGUGUCACAGGGUUUUUAUAACACCAUUGAUACAGUGUGCACCCUGUUAAAAUUUAACAGGGCGCAUACUGUAUUUAAUAUAGCCUAGCAUGUAGAAAGUCUGGUUGCGUUGUUUCUAUCACACUAUUAUUGCAGUUUAAAUUGUGAUGAAUUCCAUUAACAGUACAUGUUCAACUGAAGCCAGUAUGCCAGCUACAUCUUUUUUGGUUCCAAUGCCUGCAACAGCACUCACUUUCACAUUGUAGUCACACAGUUGUUGUUUAAGAUAUUCAAUUCUUAUAUAUUUUGAAAGUAAAAGGGAAAAAGACUAUUAUUUAGAUCUCACUCUCAACUAUUUUAUUUUUUAUUACGGGCGACAAAAGGAGCUUGUAAUCCUAAUCUCCAGGUUGCCAUUACGCCUGUACAGGAUGCAUGUUAUAGCCAGCUUUGAUUGGAUUUCCACUUCACUGCAUUCCCAUGAAUGGAAUGAACAGAGCGCAAACAGUGUUGGAGCAAAAGUGUUUUGACCUUUGAUCAUUUUUUGUUUCCAGAAGAAGUUAAACAACUAGAGAAACAAAGGAAAAAAUCAUACAAUGUAACUAAAAGUUACAUGAAAAAAUUUGAAGGAAAAAAAACUAUUAAUUGUUAAGAAAAUGCUUUUUUCAUGAGAAGGACUCUUAAACGCCGACAAACGUCAACAAAUAGCUAAAACUAUAAUUUCUAUAUGUUUGCAUUUCUCAAAAUCACGCGCAUUUACAAGGCUAAAGCUUUUUGCUGACUUGCAAGGACCCAUGUGUUAUAAAGAUCCCCCAAAAAAGGGAUAAAUCUCAUAGUUUAUUAGAUAUAAUCGUGUAAAGUUUGCUUAUCAUUUUCACAUAAAUUAUGACCUAAAUUUGGAAACCAAGUUGAAUUUCUUGCAUUGGGUCUUUGCAAUUUUGGUGAAACUCUGUUCAACGCAAGGCACUAAUGCGCACUAUACGUAGCUGAGAGAUUUUCACGAGGAAAUGCUGGCGACAGCAGAAUUUUGACUCAGACCCUGCGUGCAAAGAAAGUAGUGUCCGAUAGCCCAGGGCUAGUGGAUUUUGCUAUCAGGCUAAUGAAUUCUGUUGUUAACUUGCCCGACGGGCAAGUGAGGUCUUUUGAUUAGUUCGAAUGACAGAAGAACUAUGAAAUCAAUUCUGCUGGUCAAAAAGCGUCUGGGGCUAGUUGAAAUGACAUCUGGGCUAGUAAAUGCUAGCUUCGGCUUGCCCGAAUGGCAAGCUGUAAGAAUGACUUUCUUUGUACCCUGCAGACCCCAAAGAGGUGUGGCACUAUAACCACGUGACAUUUACUCUGAUUGCCUAAAAUUUUAUGCUAUAUUGUAGAUUGAUCUAUAUGUUAUCCAUGCUAUAUGUUAGACUUACGAUCAAAGUAAAGAUGGGGUUACCAGAGAGCUUCAAAGUAGGAUGGUACCCUUACAAAAUAACUGUAGGGUCGAGUCACCUGAACUAAACUUAAUGACUAAAUUUAAGCUUAGCGUAAAGAAAAUCAAUGAAAACAAAGUAAAAUAGCCAAUUAAAAAAUGCUACUUUUUUGCUUUGAGUUCAAUAAGUGUAACUUAAACCCAAAAGCUGUACAGUCAAACCUUGAUUAUCCAGACUUGUUUCCCUGGUCCUGUUUUGUAAUGAAUAUUAAUAAGAUGCGAUCUUGAAAAGUUGAAACAAUUAAAAGUACAUUAAUCCUUCCAAAUGUGUGUUUAAAACACUGUUUUAAUCUGUUUCGCUUUGAAAAAGCAUGAGCAGCAUGAGAUGAACUAUUAUUGUGAUGCAUUCAGCUGAAUUCUGAUUGGCUUAAUUCUUAUGUUACCAAGGGAAUGUCAUGCUUGAUUCUGUGUGAGUUAUGGAAACACAAGACCAACAAAUUGUAAACUCACAGUCAUGUCUACGAAAAGAAAGUGGUCUGUUCUCUUGUCAAAGGACAAGCAAACGAUUUUUUAUGUUUGGAGAAAGGAGAAAAAGGGACAAAUUUAGCACUUGAGUUUAAAAUCAGCAAGCAGCAGAUCUCAGAUAUAUGUAAAAACCAAGAGAAGAUCCUGAAAUUCACGGACAAGUUCAAGAUGAGCGAAGCAUUCGAUCCAAAGUCCCUGAAGGUUGCCAAUGACGAGCAGGUUGAUAAAGCUUUGUAUGCCUGUGUUUUUCAGCAAAGACAUACUGGAAUGCCGAUUUCAGGUCUGCUUCUGCAAGAGAAAGCAAAGCAUUUCUCUGUGCAGUUAAACGCAGAGUCGGCCGAACGAGAAAGCUUUAAAGCAUCAACUGGUUGGUCCUAUGGACACUUGAAAAAUUUAAAACUUUUUUAUAUGUCAAUACAAAAUAAUACACAAACAUACCAACUCUACAUAAAUGCAAGUAAGAGCUAAUUAACUUUUAUAGUUUUUUAUUUAUUUAUUUUAUAUGUUUACAUUAUUGUCUCAUUAAUAUUCUUGUUUCGAUUAUCCGGACUCUUGAUUACUCAAGUGUCCAUGAGUCCGGAUAAUCAAGGUUUGACUGUACAAAGUAUUGAUUUUGUCCUGAAAACAAAAGCAAACUGACUUUCCAGUUGCUACCAGCUUUACUGUUACUUUUUAUCUAUUUUUCUUUUAUGGAAACCAGAACAAUAUGGCUUGGAUUACCUAAAAUGGCAUUUUUUUACUUUGCAUUGUUAAAAUAAUAUUUUUAUUUGUCUUCUAACAGCUUCAAAAGGAUGGUCAUGUGUCAUUUGACUACUACUACACUGAUGAUACGUACACUGUGUUUCGUGUAUUUGUGAGUUCUUCAUUAAUUAGUUACCUUUUACUUUUAUCUCCCAAACUGGUGAAAUGUGCAAUUCUCUGUGUGUUUUUUUUAUGCUGAAAUCUUCAAGAGACUCUUAGUGUUUUUAUCAUGUGUAUGGCAAAUGGAAUGAUCCAAAAAUUUUAAUUAUUUUGUCAAAGUCAACCCUGUCAUUUAGUCCAAAAUGAAGCACCAAUUUUUUAAAGAUGCAUUUUAAAGUUGUGUUACUCUGUGGACAUCUUUUUUACCCAAGAGACUAAAAAUUAAACAGUUAAUAAAGGCUGUGUUAUUUUGAGUCUGCUUGCUUCCGUGUCUUGUACUUUAUCGAGAGACUAUUGAAACCAAUAUACUGUGCCUAAACUUCAAGGUAAAGUAAUAUAAUAAUAUUGUUUUUUGUUUGUGACCUCACCUGUAGGUAAGAAAUGAACAGUGUAAAGUUUCCAGCCUGAGUAAACAUGAUACAUUCCCUCCAAGUUCCUCCAACAAUGAAUGGCUGACCACCAAGGUAGAAAGCUUUUUUCCAACUCAUUUCAAAUUUUCCAGUUACAUGAAUUCAUUCUAAACGACCCAACACUUACACAGCUGAUAUGAUUUCUGACAGAUUAAUUUGAAAGCUGGAAGAAAUGUUAUCAUUUGGCAAGCAACAGCCAUUACAUAUGAUUAUGAAGAUCAAGACAGUAGGAGAGAACCUGUUUACAUCAAGAGUAUUGAAAUACAAGGUUUGUUUGUAUUUUAUUACUGUAUUGAUAGUGAGUUUUGAUCGUGGACUUUCCUCACCAGGUUCGCAAUAUUGGAGUUUUUUCAUGCACAUUUACAGUCGCAUGAUCAGGAAUGAAGAAGAUUUCAAGCUUUUUUAACAACUUAGCUUUGAGAAAGCGUCCUUCAACAGUCUUUUGACUCAAACAAGCAUAUUCUCAACCAGCUACUGAGUGCAGCUUAAUGGAAGGAAAGCUUUCUGUAGGACUUUCUAGUCCUAGUUCAAUAUCCUUUAAUGAUUACGCAAUCGUAAGAAAUUGCACUCUUCGAAGCUUUUCAAAGAUUUGCCACCAAAUUGAAGGGAAUUUGCAUAUGAUAACCUUUGAUUAUAGAACCAUGCUCAACCUGUAGUCAAGCAUAUCAUUCUGAUCACAGCGUAACUGAGCCAUUAAACUAAACGUUACUGAUCAUUUUCUGGCGCUCUCUCUAACCGUAAAAGUUUUUAAAAAAUCCUGCAAAUGUAGAAGCUGAGGACUCGUAGAUGUAGCCUUUAUUGUAACAAAUCAAUGUAAUUGCUGAGUCUUACAAAUUACAACACAAGACAUUCGGAUUGCCUCUUGAACUAUUGACUGACAAGAAACAUAGCAACUUAUAUAAAGCAUUCGUUGUAUUACUGUUGAUGUUUUUUUGCCUCUAAAGUUGGAUUUUCACAAAAAUUGAUUUAUAAACUGUUUUAAUUAAAGAAUUGAAAACUAACAAAAAUAACUGAGCAACACUUUUCUUUUUAUUUCAUUCUAUUAUACCUGUAUAUACAUUAGAGUAUUAUUUCAUUUAACAGGGUGUUGGAGGAGGAGCCCAACCCCCCUCUACUUUUUUUUUUCACCAGUGGCUUGUCCUUCUUGGCUAGUGAUUUAUUUCACUCACUAGCCCAUUGCCCAAUAUCCAAAAAAAUUAGUGUCAAGCACUGAUAUUACUAAGCCUAUGUUUUGAUUAGGUGACAAAAUUCCACUGAAAGUGACUAAAUUGUAGGCUGCUGGCUUAUUUUGACCAGGCUGCCAAUUUAGUCCACCAUGAAGUAAAAAUCGGUUUCUUGUGAUGUGAGAUCGAACAUAACUUGUGUGGUUCAGAGUACACUUAAUUCAGUUCCAUUUAAAAGCAAGUGGGCCAUAAUUGUUUUGAUGUGAGUCUUGAUUCUUGAUUCCAUAAAGAAUUGAGUUCUGAGAAUCAAGGAGCAGUCAUCCAGAAUUGUUUCUAAGAGGUAUAUAGAUUCUCGUGACAUAGAAAACAGAAAUUUCAUCCUUGAAUGAUUUCUUCAAAAUUUACAUUGACAUAAUUUGUAAAAAAUGGAUCGCAAACAUGGCAGUGUGCCGCAAGUUGCUGUUUACUUUAAAUCAAACUUUGUUGCAUCCUUGUUGUAAUCAAAUUUUUAGCUGUGUGUAUUUUGAGUUAUAAAAUGCAUUUGGCACACACUUUCCUACUUUCCCUGAUGUUUUCUAAACCUCCUGUGUGCUUCCAUAGCUCACUGUAUGUAAGCUAAGCAUUAAACAGUUCUUAAUUCUUGUCAUUUCUCAGGGGUUUCAUACACAUCAGAGUGUACACCAUGUGAAGCAGGAUUUUACAAUGACCAGGAAGCACAAGGAAGGUACUUAUUAUUCAUUACUAAAAAUGCAAUGGUACUCUACAAGGAAAUAAUUGGUGCCAGGAACUGCUGAUUCCAUUUUGUUUUCACGGAAAGAACAUAUUUGUUAUAUCCAAAAUUAUGGUCAAUUUGUAACUUUCAUAACAAGUAUAAUAAAUGAGUUUGAAUGUCAACUUAUAUGUGUUAUAAAUUAUUCUUGGAUAAUACAGCCAAGAAAUAUAACCGAUAAUCAAACUGUAUGUGUACUUGUAUCACAUCAUAUCAAGAUUUUAUUUUAUGUUGUUAUUGUUGUAACAACUGUGUAUCAUGUUGUUAGUACUUUUUCCUGUUUGCUUAAAAACCAAAAAAUACAUCUUUCUUAUUUGGUUUGUGGUAUGUGGCUGUACUACAGUGUUUCUAUGUUAAAUUUUGUUGCAGCUGUAGGUAAAAGACUGUGUACCUGUCUGGACUUAAAUCGCUUUCACACUGAAACACAUGAAAAGAACACCUCUUUCUUUUGGAAUUCUAUUUUGUGAAGUGAAUCAAAGCUAAAGCCUUCAACAACAUUGUAUUUCUGUUUAAAAUUUUACUUGUUGUUAAUAUUAAAAAUGAAACAUUCAUACAUGUAAUCAAAAUGUGACAGUCAGAGUUACACAAAUUCUGCUGUUAAGAAAUGACGUCCUUUAGGCCAUCUAAGCCAUGUCUAACAAUGAAAUAAAAUAGCUUUUUAUAAGUUUGCCAGGAAAACCUUUUCCGCACAAAUUAAAAUGCAUUUCAAGUCACAACUACACAUAUGUUUGGACUAUAGAUUUUAACUGAAUGUCAGAAUGUAGAAGGAGCUAUAAACAGCUAUCAAAAGUUAAUGGUACCUUCUGUAUUCUACAUGUAAAUAAAUGCGAGAAAGUUAUCCUGAAGAGAUCUGCCAGUAUUGUAACUUGUUUAUAAAAAUAAUAGAUGUUGAAAGCUUAAUUUGCUCCAAUGUUAUCUUGCAGUUGUAAAAUGUGCCCUGUUAACACAUUCUCCGCUCCUGGGGCUUUAGAGUGCUCAAAGUGUAACGAGGUGACAGAAUAUGCAGGUAAAAGUUAAUAACAUGAAUACAUGUAGAUAGAAAAUUUUAAGCUUAGCAAGACCAGCAACACAUGAUUUCACAGUCAUACAAUAAUUUCACAAUUAUUGGAAAAUCAUACAAUGGUGACACAUUGUCUUGUAUAAAAAUGCUGAAUGAUAUGCAAAUGAGCACAAUUUGGUCUUUUCCUGGUUUGUGAAUUUUUUCCCCACUGGUUUUAACUUGUUUAUGAAAAAUUGCUUAUCAGUUUCUUUUUCCUCAGGCCGCGGUGCAAAGAACUGUUCUCAGAGAAAGCCAUGUACGCAGCAGGAUUACUAUGAUAUUCGAACAGCUUGUGACGAUCAGGGCAAGGUAUGAUCUGCUGGCCAUCUGUCCAACAUUGUUUAGUAUUACUAAGUGAAUUUGUUGUUGUUAGGUUAGAUAUGGACUUGAAUGAUAGCCAAGAUUUAAUAAUAAUAAUAAUAAUGAUAAUUAUUAUCAUUAUUAUUAAUAGUGAGUUGCAAUUGGUGCAUUAGAAAACAGGUUAUUUGCCUUGAGCAGCAAAGCCCAUACCCUUAAGCACACAAUAGUAGGCUCGAUGGAGAGCAUUAUAGCAGAAGAAUUUGGAGUUGGCACCUUAGUCAUACACAUGUUAUGCUUCUGCAAGCAAAGUUUUUUUAUAACUUGCAUAUAAGUUUAGAACUGCAAGUGCAAUAAUAUUUUCAAAACAGUUUAUACCAAGGCUGCUGCCUAAUGGGCGCCCUGGUACCAGAGGCGCCUAAAAUUUACCCUUGAAAAUUACACGAAAAUUCAUAGGCCUCGAUUCCAGAGAAAUUACAUCAUUGCCAGAGAUCAAAAAAGUGAUUUACAUGGCACGUCAUUUCAAUCAUCGCUGAAAAUAAAUCCCAUGCUCCUCACGAGACCAUUUGCAUACAAUGAAAGUUUACAAAACCCUACCAUCGUAGUUUUGCUAAUUAAGAUCCUUAUUUUUUUACCACUCAGUAGUUUUCACCUGUUCCAAAGUAAUAAACUGUUUCAAGCGAUAGAAUUUGUGGACCGACACGUUUCGGAAAAGCUCUAAAUUUAAUCUUUCCUAAGCUUUCUGUGCAAAACAUGCAAGGCUUCAACCACGCAACGAUUCUUAGUCCCAGUUUCCAUAGUCUCUGCAAGGAACGCCUGGCACAAUGACCCCCCAUUUGUGUAUAAAAGAUGCCGAAAAACCCUGGGAGCACGCUUCCUGAAACCCUUACCCUAUUUCAGACCAAAAUCUGUGAUUUUCCCCACCCUAUUUCUGACCUGAAGCCCUAGAGCCCGGCGCAUGACCGGAGCGCGUGACAAGCUGUUAUGGGCAAACACCUGUGGUUGGUGUAAACAUUAAAAGGGAAAUGGUCCUAUCGCCAAAUGGUGAAGAAGUAGCUUUAGCAUGGAUAGCAGGCGCAAGAAAGAACGGCUGCACGAGAGGGAGACACGGAAGGGGAGAAGGAGUGCCUGCCCGAAAGGCCCACGAAAAUCAUCUGCUGCCCCCAAUCUAAUUACCUGGCAGCUGCUGUGUGAUCUGUCAAAAAUUUUGACAGAAAAUGAAUGACCUCGGUCUAAAAAAGCAUGCCGUCAAAAAGUGUUGUAUUUUUAUCCUUGGUGUAAAUACAUCUGUCAUAAAGAAAAGCUGGGUUAUCUGACUAUAGAGCGAUGGAGCAAUAAACCAAUGGUCAACACACAGCUUUAAAUCAUUUUUAACCACAGGCACAAUAAAUGGGAAAGAACAAAGUCCAGAUUGGGUAUCUUUUAAAGAAUGCGUGCUGAGUAUUAUAAAAAGCUAUGUUAAAUAUUGUUCUCUGAGCUUACUUACUCACAACUGUACAGACAUUGCUUUUACUGCACUAAGUGGCAGCCGUUUUUGGAGCAGACAUGUCUUACUGAGGGGACCUAAACUUCAGAACUCAAACUGUACCGAGACGUUUUCUGCUGCAGUAACGAGACAUAAACAACAGACCUCAGGUCACCUCCGAACGGCGAAUGAUACAGUAUUGAAAGGUUUUUCAAAGUCAUGCCCCUGGUAAAUGUAUCAUUUCAUCCAUCCUGUCCAAGUUUUGAUGGUAUGCAUUCCAUCGACAACACAAGCUGCCAAGUUUUCCUGAGCAAAGAAUAUUUCCUCUGAUCUUCAUUGCAACGAUUUGACAAAUCUUUUGUCUCUCGCCACUUCUGCUAAUGCAUAUCUGAUGUCAAUUCUUUCCAUCGUGAAUACUGUUUGAACACACCAACGUUUCUUUGAGAUUACAGCCACAUAGUCCCAUUAAACUAUAUUGAAGUGACCUCUAAGACCUGAACUUUGAUUAUUCCAUGGUUUCAGGAGCUGGUGGUGUAAUAUAUGACCUUCAUUACAUUGUUCAUGUAUUAUUGACUGACAGUUUUCUUGCCCAGCACGGUUACUUUUUCCUUUGGGAGCCUCUCAACCAAUUGGAAAUAUCCGCACUCACAGAGUGCGAGUUGAAACGAUUUUCAUGGGCCUUCCGGGCAGGCGCUUCCUCUCCCUUCACCUGUCUUUCUCAGGCCCACAACUUCCAAGUGUCUGCUACGUAGGCAAAAGUAGCUUCUUCUAAAAAACGUACCCAAUUCAAGACUAGAGUGCACAAACCAUACCCUAUUUCAGGCCAAAAUGGCUCAAAUUGAUACGCUAUUUCAGGCCAAAAUGGUUGAAAUUGAUACCCUAUUUCAGACCAAAACCGCUAAAAAACCAUACCCUUUGGCACCGUCCCCCAGGUGAAAACGCAUUGUGGAUUAUAAGUCUCGCUGCUUACACAAGCGAGACUAAUAUUAGCCAAAAACCAGUCCAAAAAGAGGAAUUGGUGAAAAAUGUGUUUUUUUUGCUGCUUGCCGGCCGUCACCAAAGGGUUAACAAAGUUACUGAUCUUUUUUUCAUUGGGCUCCUAGAAAUGCGGCUCGGGCUCCCAAACAAUUUUCUUAGGCAGCAGCCUUGUAUACUGGCAUUUUUUCUUUUCAAGACAAACAUAAUGCAGUUUCUGUCAUUUCAAAAAAGUGACUGUCUAUAUUAUGAAGUAACUAGUCUGAAUUACCUGUUCAUAGUAUUAGUAUUAUUACAUAACGUAAUUACUUUAAUUUACAAUAUAUUUUUCUUGGGCAUUUAUUUUUAUGUAAGAUUAAUUCUUUAUCCAAGAGCCACAAGCCACACGUACAGCUGUGCUGUUCAUGUCACCCUCUUUAAUAAAGUUUGAUUGAGUGACUUCAUUGAGUGUUAAUCCUACCUAUCUUGGUUUGUUAUUUAAAAACCUGCUUUGCUUACAAACCUGCUCCUAAUGUAAAUUUUACGGGGCAAACAGGAAGAAAGGAAUAUCAAAUCAUUCCAACAAAUGCCUAAGCUUUUAGUAUUAGUUUUGGGCCUGUACCUGUUCCCAUUACUUGUUUAUAACUUGUAAACAAAAACUCGCCUUCAUUCACACAUUUUCUGUUUCCUAUGGUGUUUUAGACUGAAGUGAAAUACAUGUGGGUAGAACCAAAGAUCUGCCGUGAAGAUGUUGAUGGUGCUAUAAAACUUCCAGCAUCAGGAGAAAAACAAGACUGCCCUCCUUGUAACCCUGGGAUGCAUCAAAAUAGUACAGGAAAUAAUCAGUGUGUGUACUGUCCUGCCAAUCAUUUCAGUGAUGGCAAAGUUGGUAAGUGUGACACAAGUGACAUUUUCUGAGGAGGUUAAAAAAUCAUGGUUAUUUAGGCGUCAUUGAAAAAACGUAGAAAGAGAUACAAUGUAAUAUUGUCCUUUGAUACUGUAAAUUAAAGUCUUAAACACCCACAAAUUUCCCAUUAAUUCACAAAGAAUCCCUGGAUAUAAUUAUGGUAUGCUUUAGUUAGUUGGUUAUGUGAACGCUGUAGUACAUACAGUCAAUUUUUUACACAGUUUUAUAUAAAUUUACGCAGAAUUUGUUCACAUGCAAAUGUACAUAUUGAUUGAAUAUUAUAGUCAUUUGUUAAUUGCUUGAAGGAGUUGACUGUGUGACUGAUAAAUUGAAACUUGAUGAAAGCUACAUUUUCUUGAAAUUUUAAAAGUCAGGCUUCAAAAUUUCAAAACCACGUCCCUUUGUUAAUUUUGUUGGUUACUCUAAUCUACAUCAAUUUUUUUGAAAUCCCUGUUUUGGGUUAAUCAUAGAUUGUAAAGAGUGUGCAGUGUCUACUGAAGCUGUUUAUGGUUAUCACAUGAGAUGGUGGCAUACCAUUCCAGAGCCACUAAAAGCAUCUUGCUUCUCUAUGUCAGGUAAGUGAGUGAAAAAUCCACUUUCUUGUUUUAUGGCAUCAAUAUCAAUGAGAUUAAGCACUGGUUAUUAUUUCUGAAUCAAAUUCAGCAGUUACUGGUACCUUACAAACCACAGGGCUCGGCGUUGCGACCUGUGGGGUCGUCAAUCCGACCAGCUUUUACUCAGUGGCUUUUAAAUUUUCACGCCUGGUUGCCAACCUGGCCACCAAGAUAGGAGACUUUCUUCUUUGGGAAAACGUACACUAAUGAUAAUUUGUUAUCCUUUACAAAACUAACGGAUAGCUAACGGUGUUUCUAACGUUUUGCCCAAAAGCUCUAAUGCUUUGUCUAAAUGUUUUAACAAUUUGUCUAAAUGCUUUAACGAUUUCUUCCAACACUCUAACGGAUUGUUCUUAUGCUGUUUGUCUAACAGACUUCUCGCGAAAUCAACUUCUUUGCCCGAAAACAUUAGCAACGUUUCCUCUUUCUGGAGACUUUCGAUCACGUGCUAGGCAAUAGCGAAAUAGAUCAAGUUUCACCGAUGUUCAUUUCUGAACAUGCAAAUACAUGGGACGCGAAACAAAUUUUGCAGAUUUUGUUCUUUAAUAACUGAAAUAAGUUUUUUUUGUGAUUCCUAAAGUUUGUUAUCUAAAUGUGUAUUCCAUUGCUUGAAUACCUGUUUGAGGAUAUUUACGCUUGAGUGCGCGUUCAUUUUCCCAAACACCGGCUGGUAAUCGAGCCUCAAGCAAAAACCGUUUGAAAGGAAGUUCAAAGGAAGUUUAAAGCAUUCUUUUUCUGCUAAGGCUGAGUAAAAGAUGUUAAGUUUAUUGUAUUCUAUUCGUUCUUAAAUAUAAUUUUUGGCGACUAGAAUACUUGUUCUGGCAACCAAAAAUUAAAACUUGGGGGCCAGCCAGCCCCAACAUUUUUUUCUGAAAGUCGAGAACUGAACCGCUUACUGAUGAACUCAAGCAAAACUGGCAACAGUGGAACAACAAUUUGACUAAUAAAAAAAUGGCUGCCAUUACUGUGACAAAAGAGUGAAUCAAAACGCACUAUGAUCACAUUUGAAGACUUCUUAGCUGAUAACAUCACUGCUUCACUGACAGACAACCAGUAACAAUGCAACUUAAUUGACCAAUCAGGCUAAAACCAGAAUUGAAAACUAGCAACUGACGAAAUACAACUUACUUGACCAUGAAGAUGACUACCAUACAGGUUGUUGAUAGUUACUGUCAACUACAGUCCUUUUCAGGACUAGUAUCUGCACUCACUCAGAGGGUGACUCACCUACUUAUGUUAUUUUUUCUGUUGCUAUGAUCAUGGGCUUAAGGACACAUAAAUUUUGACUAAAUAAAGGUUAAAUUUUUGUGCAAUAAAGUUAAGUUACUCACGUUGAAGUAGUCUUUUGUCAUUUCUGGUCAAUUGUCCCAGUAUAUUUCUUGUAGAAAAGCCUGGAAACAUGCUUUGUUUUGAUUUAUAAGUCCAUCAGCAUUUGUAAAGUCUUGGUAACCGAGCAUUCUCUUUGAAUUCUUUGGCAUGGGCGGCACUAAGUACAUGAUGUGCUUCUCCUAAAAACCCCCUGGGUACUCCCCUGGGUAGGAACCAAACUUGAUCAAUUUAACCUUUAUUUAGUUGAAAUCCAUGUUUGCUAUAGCCCAUGCUAUGAUCCCGAAAAAAGAAAUUGGUUUGAGGAACAAGUGUUCUGUGGUUUUCAAAACCAAGAGCUGUGAGAAAUCAAGUUUGGACUGUACUGGUGUUAAGCUGCAUUCGCUUGUCAAAUCCUACAAACGGCCCAAAUUUAUUUAGCACUUAAAUGGUAGUGUUUUAUUUAAGCAUAUGAAUGACUUAAGGCAUCAAUGUUUUUCUGAGGUUAUUAAAAAAUGUUCUGAAUGGUGAUGGGAUUAUGAUCAAAAUGUUACAUAUCCAUUUGGAUGUUAAACAUUAUUAUACUGUGGUAUAAUACAAUUUUAUAAUAAUUUGGAUGAUAACAAAAUACUUUCCCCUUUGUCAGACUAUCAUGCAGUCUUUGUGAUUCAUUAUCUCUUGUAUUUGUCUUUAGACCGUGGAUGUACAUCAAAGCAGGGUUGGCAGCCACGUAAGAACUUUCUUGACAGUGGUAUCAACCAGGCAGAUGAUGUGUACAUGUCAUUGCGUCUUUCUGUGAAGGGAUUUGGCGGCUCUGAGCGCUUAAAUGACCCCCGCCAAGGCCAGCAUGGACUUGUUACCUUUGACUUUGAGAUGAUCUGUAAUGGAGAUUGUACCUUUAAAUUCAAAGAAGUAAAUUUUGUUAAUAUUCUUUUGUUAAUUGUGAUAGCCACAUAAUUUACUCCUCAUUCAUAAUGCUGUCUAUGUUAUGUUGACCUAUCAUGCUACUUAUCAUGUUACUUUUCAACAGUCUUUGAAAGUGCAGUAACAUUUAAAAUUGACAAUUGUGUGUUAUGGGCUGCACAAAUUUUAAUUUUCAAUGCUUAAAAACGUUGGAGGGAAAAAAUUACAAGAGAACAGCCCUUUAACUUGUCAUGUACCGAUAUUUUGUGCUUCAAAUUAUUGUGGUAUUUCCCAGCAUGCAAAUAUUGAUGUUCUCUUUUUCUUAAGUCUGAGACCAUGUCAUAUCUUGCUUUAUAAAAAACUAAGAUAGUACGUGCACUCUGAUUGGCUGAGAGGAGUGUUUGCAUGAGAGCAUGGAAACAUGGUUGUGACGUCAAGAUGUUUUGCUUUUCGCGUGCUUAUCAGGCAACCACGAAUUUGAAACAGUUUUUGAGUUGAAAACUCAACAAGCUACUUUAUUUACCCAUUCCUUUGUCAGCUGAAACUUGGAAAAUCUUUACAAAAAAGCUGUGUAAUUUUUUUCUUUUGCUUAAGCUGACAUUUUAAGUGAGAAAAUUCUGUAUUUUGGAAAGCAUCUUUUUGCAAAACAAAAUACUUUGCGACUCGUAAGAAUUUUUCUUUUAAUCAGUGGCAUAAUAAAGAGUUUUGCGUUUUUUCUCGGGAAAUUUAUUUUAUAAAAGCAAUAGAAGACUUUUUUCCUGUGUUUGCAUAGCCUGAUAUAAACACUCGAGGGGGUCUUGGCUUUGCAUAACUGUCGCAAAUUCUCCCAACCCGUCUUGUGUUUAUAUCAGGCUAUGCAAAUGCAGAAAACGUUUUCUAUAUCAAAAUGCAUGUUGAGUGCCCUAGAUCUGUUCUAGUUGAGGCAUACUGAAAGGCAGUAGAUUUUCAGCUACUACCCUAUACACAGGUAAUGUAGGAAACUUGAUAUGAUCUUAUAAACUCUACACAUGCUCAUUAAUUUUGCUUUGUAUUUAUUUGAAGAAGCCACUUUAUAAAGGAACAUCAGAGAUUCAGACGUGGACAGGAACUAAUGGUCGACAAAAAUACAGGUGAUACAUUGAUAGAUGUCUGCAUGAACCAAUUUUCAACUUACUUUGGAUUUAGAGAUAGCUGAGUUUAAGAUACAUAUGUUUAUCACUUAACUUUCUUCAAAGUUGUUAAGUCUUUACUCUUAGUAACAAUCACUCACAUUUCCCUUCAACCUACAAACUUAGUAAUUGAGGAGAGAUUCCAGGUAUUGGUAAAAGUUUAAGUGUAAAUUAACUUUGUUUUUUACCUGCCAGUAAAAGUGAAAUGAAUAAAAGAUGUUUGAGGUACCAAUAGGAAGUAAUUUGUAGGAGAGUGUUGCAGCAGUAAAACUUAUAGAAUGAUGAAAGUGAGUCUUAGUCUAUGAAUCUGUUGACCAAAGCUGAUCACUGAAUGCUGAGUGAUAGAGGACCACAUCUUGUGCCUGUUAGAAGUCAAAGUAUGCACAAUCCAGAGUCUGAUUUUGUGCUUCUGAUACAGCAGGAGUAUCAGGCUGUGGAUUAUCACGUUUUACUGUGGAAUAAAUUUUAAACAACUAAUAAACUUACUACAUUACUUUUCUCUCACAGUUACAUCAUUUCAUCACAAAGGAGCACAGAAUUUUCAUGGACAUUCCAGAAGCACAGUUCCUACUCUUUUGAUGACAGUGAAUCAAGUACAUACACCAAUGACCGGUAUGAACUCCACAGUCAUUUUUUACUGUUUUCAAACCAUUAUUACUGUUGGGAUUUCUAUGUGUUGGUGCAUGAAUGCAGUUAGUACAAUAACUUAUUACAUGUUGGUGGUGCUAGCAGAAGCAGUGGCAGUAGAGGCAGUGGUGGUCAUUAGAGGUAGUGGUGGUGGUGGUGGUGGUAGUAGUAAUGGCAGUAGUUGUGGUGGUAGUGGUGGUGGUAUUUGUAGUGGCACUAGCUGCUGCAGCAGCAGCAGGAGCAAAUAUGAAUGAGACAUUUCCUCUGAAUUUUUAGUACAACACAUGGAGGAAAAUAAUAGUGAGAGUGAUAUCAUGACAAAAUGUUGAUCAUCUUGGUUAAGUCACCUCUUCAUUUUGGUUUGUUUGUUGUGUUUCAGAGUUAAGAUCUUCUCCAUUACAGUUAAUAAUACCGUUGAUGGGGGUGCGGACCACUGCCGUGAGUGCCCAGUUUCAUCAGAAGAAAAAGGGUAUGUACAGAAAGCUUUAAAAAGUUAGACAUGAUGAGUAAGUUCAUCAGCAAGUCUGAAUGUUGAACAAAGAUGUUAUCAGUUUCAACAUUUUUGACAUUCACCUCGUUUGCGUGUAUCUAACAGUACACCUAAAUAAGUGGAAAAGUUGGAAAAGGGUACAAGUGUUAUAGAACCGCUGCCUGGUUAGUUCAGUUGGAUAAGCGCCGGUCUGCCGAGCGGGAGGCUGCUGGUUCAAGUCCCGGCUGGACCAACACUCAGGGUCUUUAAAUAACUGAGAAGAAAGUGCUGCCUUUGUAAAGACAUCUGCAAACGGUUAGACUUUCUAGUCUUCUCAGAUAAGGACGAUAAACUGUCUCACAACCCUUGCAUAUAUAAAUUCUGUGGGACGUUAAAGAACCCACACACUGUUCGUAAAAAGUAGGGGACGUAGUCCCCGGUGUGGUGGUCUAUCUCUCAUGGGAGGAGGGACUGUUACAGGCCAGCAGUAAUUGGCGUCAUGCUGUUGCGGUGACCCUGCCAAUAAUUGGCGAAUCUAAUAAAAUAAAAUAUUUAUUUGCUUUCAUAUUUAUUUUCCACUGGUCUCAUACAUUGCAUGAAUUUAAGAUUUGAGAAUAACUUCCUAUAGCAAGUCAAGUUACUGUUUCAGGGUCAUCUUCCUUUUCACUUUGCAGUUGCAUCAGUUGUCCUGAGGGAAAUUAUGUUGACACGGAGAAGCAUGCUUGUGUACCUUGCCCCAAAGGUAACUCCUUUUCAAAACAAAUCAGGUUACGAACUUAGGCCUUUUAUGACAUUUUCCAGCUACCAGCUGGCAAAAAUAGUUUAAACUAUAUCCAGCUGGUAAUUCUUCACAGUUUUCAAAUCAAGCCGUUGUUUUUAGUGCAAAUGUAGUAAUAUAGUGCUUCUAAGCACUCAGCAGGGCAAAACGUUAGUACAUAAUAAACUAGUGAGACAUGGAAGUUUAGAAUAGUCGUUUUCUUCAUUCAACAAAUCUACGCAUUUUUGCAAGCUUCUAACGUGUUCAAUUUUUCAGCUUCUAACACUUUUUAACUUUGUGUUCAGGUACUUACUUGAAUACUAGCAAUCCUUAUGGUCGGGACUCGUGCAUUAAAUGUGGUCCAGGAUUAAAAAGGUAGACAGGCUUUAUUAAAGUUUCCGAGAGUAUAGGGAACAUUUUGUAGUUUGAGUAUCAGCGAAGUUCAUGCUUACUUUUCUCUCCUUCCAAAGUGGUGUUUGUGUUUCCUAAUUUGGCUGUCAUGUGUGCCCAUAAAAGUCUAGAUUGCAUAGGAGUAUCUGUCCUAUCCUUUCAGUACUUAGUAGAGCUGUUGACAAUUACACACGUCAGAAAGACAUCUAGGGCAAGACAGGGAACCAGAGACACCAGGGACUUGCUUUAACUAAUGUACAAACAAAAGGAGAUAUUUAAAUGCUUCCUAGACCCCCUAUUGCCUAAUCUGAAAUACUUGUGGUAUGUGCCUUAAUUAUCUACACAUAGUUCUUCAGUUCAUAGUGUCAAGCCACUGAAAGGAUAACGCACAUAUGCAAUGAAAAUACGUCUAGCAGUGAUGCUGCUAGAGAUGUAACCUGUAACACGUGUAACACCUGUUAUAGCUGAGGGUAUUAAGGGUAAUGAACAUGAAUAGCUGUUGUAGCAAAUAUUAUAAGCACGCUUUGUGUGUUUUAGCAGCUGAAAAAUUACACACAACAGCUGCUUCAAGAUCUUACUGUCAACCUUGGUGUUAGUUGCACCAUCUUAUUCAGGCUUUGGAGAACAACUGAACAUAUUUUACGAGUCUCUGGCAAAACAGGCGCAAAAGAAUUAACUAUAGUAAUAUAUUUGAGGGGAAAUUUAUAUCAAAUAACCUUGUUGUUAUUAUUUGAAUUUCUCGAUUUUCAUUUUUCAUGCUGUUUUUUUUUCUUAAUUAUGUUUCAGUGAAGAGGGAUCAACAAUGUGCCAUUCUGAUUGUAUUUACUUUUCCAAUAAGCAUGGACGAUUUUUCAACUUCUCUGGUCUUAAUGGGUAAGGAAUUCCUUAGGAACAAGUGCGGUUAUUUAACUAAUUUUAAUUAGUUAGUUAAUUAGUUGGUUUUUUAGUUUAAAAAACCUGGUUAUUCAGGGUGGAUGAAAGACUGUCUGGAGAAAGUAAAGUCUGCGCUAAGUUUGCACUGAACAGCAUGUCAGGUUAGAGUUCCUUUGGUGAAGGUGUUAAUUUUCAGUAGCCCUACAUCACAUCGUAGGGUUAAUUCUAGAAUUGACUUUGCAAGAUUUCCGUGGUUUGAAAAAUUAUGUGGCACGAAAUUUGUGUAAGGGCCUGUUUACAUGGAGGUGGGGGACCCCAGGUAGGUGAGGUAAAAUAUGGCGGGUCACCCCACCUAUCAUGUAAACGUGAUCAAAUCAAAAUGAGAGAUUAUAUGGACAGACGGGUUACCCCACCUAAGCGGGUUACCUCACCUACCUGGGGUCCCCACCUCCAUGCAAACAGGCCUUAAGUGUAGCCAAUGGCACACUUAAGUAAAAUGAAAUAAUAUAGAGAAUUCAAUUUUCAAUUGCGUUAUAUUUGGCCAGGUACGUGGACUUGGUGAGAAAUCAGAGAUGACGUCUGAUAACGUUGUGAAAGAAUGACUGUUAAAAUUUCGGCAACUCAAAUGAGAAUUUUGAACGGCAAAUGUACUGGCAUCAGUUGCUUUUGUCAAAUUAUUAUAGCAUAAUUAGAUACAGUUACCCAACAAAUUUAAAUUUUUGCAUGUGCAUGAAAUGUAUAUGGCGCGGAGGACGCGCGGAAAGGCUCUCUUGAAAAAUGGGUCAUAGGGCCCUCGAUGAGCCCAUUUUAUAAUGACUCGAAGAGGCUUUUCAAAAACAUAUUUAAAUAGACAUUAUCUUCUAAGAUGAUCUUCACUGGAAAAUGCAAAGAGUUGAGUAAGCGUAUUUUAGAAAUGUAAUUAUUAUUGUUUGCACGUUUUACUUAUUGAUGUGCGAUCACUUAUCAGAGCUCACAGCAUUGCCAGCAGCCCGUCUUUCACCAGUCGUGGUUUUCGAUAUUACCACCUCUUCAACAUGAGUCUGUGUGGUCAUCCUUAUCAAAUGGCACGCUGUCACAGCAACAUCAGUCUUUCCUCUGGAAAGGAGGUGAGUAAGGGUUUGUUUUUGCAUGUCUUCAUUCGGGCAUCUCAGUAAUACGGACACCGCUUUGUUAUGAACAGUUCUUGGUCCCAAAGUUAUUAAACUUCAUACAAUCCUUACCUCUUUUAGCUAUACUUGCAACAGGUAUUGGUAACGAAAAUGCUCCUUUACCAUGGUAGGGUAGGUAAAGGCGCACACGAGACAAAGGCCCAAACGGCCAGAGCUUAUCCCUGUUUCAUUAUUAUGAAGCACCUAGGAGUAUUGCUACUGCCCCCUGGACGAGAUGCUAGUCCAUCGCAGGGUUACCCCCAGCAGUAUGUCGCCGGUGCCCAUUUAUACACCUGAGUGAAGAGAGCCAAAGUGGAGUAAAGUUCCUUGUCUAAGGAAACAACGCUACCGGCGCGGCUUGAACCCCGCACCUCCAGCUCCGGUGUUGGAGGUGUUAACCACUCUGCCACACAUCCUUUACCAUGACCAAUCUCAAAGGUGCCAACUGUAUGUAAUAGUGCUUUUUCCUUUGUUAAUGUUUUACCCUAGCUUAAAUCCUAGUCUGAACAACUCGCCUCUUUGGGUCUAUAGACACUGGUCUUUGUGCUCCAAGAGCAAUCAAUUAUACUAUAUAUCUCUGUCCUUAAUUUCAUUGAGACAUUAAGCACAAUGUUGAAUUCACAGUCUUGACAUUGUAGAAUUCCUUAUAACAUAUCCUCAAAACGUGUUCAUGUGUCGUGGAUUUUAAAGAAUUCGUUCAUUCAUUGAAACACUCUUUUAUCCUUUUAUCAACUUCACCUCUAAUUUUCCCAAUUUACUGUCCAUGCAUCUCCCACCCAUUUUCUCUCUGAUUCUGUUCGUGUCUGGCAGUGCUCUCGCGGAUUUUAAAAGGUACCAUUUUGUGACCCAAAACUCUUUUUCUACAAUUUUUUGUUUUUGUUUAAGUUUUUUUUAUAUAGCAGUCAAGACAGUCAAUACUUGUUCAAAACUGUGUAGCAGACUUUCUUUGUCUAAUCUAUGUAAAUUGGUAUGGUUAUAUGUUUCUUUUAGGAGUACUUCAAUCUAACCUCUCCUGCUUGCCGCAUGACUGUUGUCCCUGAUCCUCAUGUCAUCACUACUCAGACAAUGAGGUUAGUCUAAUGUGUUGAAUAUGUCUCAGGCAUCUUUACAGUCAAGUCUUUAACUGACCUAGUUUGACCAACAAGUGGAGAGAAACCAAUACAGUGAACCAUGAGAUUAAGUGAACAACUAACCGGGUUCAGUAAUAGUGGUGGCUAGCCUGACUUUCAUCCGAUUACUGUACUUCGGGUCGUUAUUACUCCCUCAGUAACUGAGGGAGUAAUACCCACUCGAAGUAAUCGCAUGAAAUUCAGGCUAAGUGGUGGUUGCAUUCCAAAGAAAAAAAAUCGGGUUUACAGUAUUUACUCGAUCAGUUACGUCAAUAGAUACUUCGCCUUUAAAACAACAAUAACAAGACGCUGAGGGAGUGUAUACUUACCUGGGCGUCGUUGUAUAAGGCAUAUGUGAAGUUUUUUUGUGUGUGUUUGUGUGUUAAGGGUGUGUGAGUAGUGCAAUAGGGUUGUUUAUUGUAAAGGGUUUGUGAAAAUGUGUUAAGUGAAGGGCGUGGAGCCAUGGUUGACGUGGUUUGGUAUGGCGAUGGCUGUUGAAUACAUGUAUAUCAAGUCUGCAUAAGAUGUACCGGCACGCAGUUUGUACUUGGUGUUGGAGUUGACCACAUUCCUUGUUCGUAAGUGAGAAAAUUCGGCUUAUAAAUGUAACAGGGUCCGAAAUUACGCCUUCCUGGUCGCCAAUGCGACUAAAAAUUUAGUCCUGGCGACCAGAAUUUAAUAGCUGAUCGCCAGCUAGCGACUUGUAAAGUUGGUUGUUAUUGUGGACUUUAAGGUUCGGAGAAACUGAUUAAGAAUUGAAACCUCGAAGCUAUUUGACAACAGGUGUCUUACUUUUUGUCCUGGUGAUAUUUUUUAACUAAAAGUGGAACGAAUCUUCCUGUAAUAAUCAGAAUAAUACCUCCACAACAGCUACGAUCAAUACGAGUUGAACGUUUCCAAGCCGCUAUGUUGUUUUCAGCUGAAAUACGGUAAGUACGUUACGUACUUUGUGGACUGGUAUGAGUAAUGUGGCACAGUUGUGGCCUGGUACUGUCACAGUGAUAUGGGCAUCGCGGCUUGACUCGUGUUUAUGUUUCGUGUUUCGUGGUAGUUAUCGGAAGAAAAUAGAGUUUUGAUAUGAUCAGUGCAGUUAUGGGCAGACAGCUUUCUGUUCCUACGUUCUAGGUCUGACAGCUCUAUAUCUCCAACAAGUAAUUUGUGGAAAAAGUAAGACUUCACUCGUACACGUACGGUUGCUUUCUGGUAUCGGGAGCGAAAGUAUUGCAAUUUUUGAGCAUAAAAACGUCCAUACUAUGCAUUUUUUAUUCGUGUUUAAACUUUUAUUUGAAAAAUAGAGAGGGGAAAUUUUUGGCGGCCACAAUUUGCCCUCUGGCGACCAAAACUUUAUACUUGAUCGCCAGUUGGCGCCUGUAUUAAAAAGUUAAUUUCGGACCCUGUGUUAUCAUCCCACAGUAUAAAAUUUCGUUCGCAGUUUGCACGUGAAGAUAUUGAACGAAGGGAUAAUUAAGCACUUCAUGACUCAUUAGCUAUAAACUACACUAACGGGAGAAAGAUGGUUUUCUGUUAAUAUUAUACUUAUAUGAAAAUGACAUGUACUUUCAGCCUUGCUGAGCAUUUUCUUGGUAUAUAUGAAGAUGUUCGUGAUAACACAACCGAUGAGACAUCCGUGUUUGGUGAGAAUGGAGGUAAGUUGUGUGAAAAUCCCUAAAAAUAUGUUUGAUAAUCGAGGGAUAAAAUUUUUUGUACAAUAAGCAUUCAAAAAUAUAGACUACUUUUAAACCUUUACACAGUAGUCAUCAAGUCUAGGUUUUAAGGUAACUUGGUCAUCGAAAACGGAUUCAAAUGCCCAUCAUUAUAGCAGAAACGGCAACAGCGUCGUGAGAACUCAGGGUAUACCCAAACCACGAAAUGCGGGAAAAACAUCUGCCGUUGCCGUCGCGUCGCAACGUGAGAAUUCGUAUUUUGUCAUUAUUGUUACAAAACGUGAGCACUAAACUUUAGUUUUGCUUCGGUGUUUUUUGCAAAAUUCUUAUAAAUUUGGUAUCGGACAACUUAGAUCGGAUGAAAAGUAAUGAAGUACUUUGAAAACUUUUCUGGCCUGAAAAUCAUUUAUAAAAUCAUAUAUAAAUCUCUAUAGUAUAGAGAUUUACGCAUAUUUAGUUGCGUGAAUGAAGACUGAAGCGAUGCCGGUUAAGCUAUUUUGUCUGAAAAGUGAAGCUGCUCCGAGAGCUCUUUCUUGUUCAAAAAAUCAUUGUCCGAUCUAUUGUCUCUUCUGAAGUUUCAAAUCAGAAUUCAGACUUGCGUUUGUUUAUGUAAUAUCAUUAGAAAAAUUCUUCGCUGUCCACUACUCGCUCGCAAUGACUUUUAUUUGCAGGUAAAACUUGUUGAUUGCCUAUUUCGUUGUUUUGCACACUGGGGUUUUGCAAACUGUUCUGUCAAUCAUUUGAGUGGGAGCUGUGUGAAUGCAAAUCACCAUGCAACGCGCUUGCGUAGCUUGGCCCGCAAAAAUAAAACUGAGAAUGACUCUAGACUGCUCAAUAAUAACGAAAAAAAUCGCGAUAGUAAGUGGAAUUUUUAUCGAGGGAAGGAGCCAGACAUUGCUUUAUUUUCCAAGUGGGGUCGACAUUCUUAAGAAAGAUCGUAAGAAACUGAAUCUUCGAACAAAACUAGCCGAUUAUUACCCGAAACAGGACGAUCACCGGCAACAAACCUUGAAACACAGAAACAAACAAAACCGAUCAAAAUCCACAAAUCACAAACCGUGACCUUUUGAACUCGUUCCAGUAAACGUGUGUUUCCUAAGAGAUCCGCUAAGAUGAUUGACGGAACAGAAAAACCCAAAAUCCUUUCGAAGUUUGCAAAACGCGCAGCCCGAUACAACUCAUCAACUUGAAUAAAUUCUUUUUUACCUCUAGGUCCAGUAACUAAUACAUCUACAGUUUUCCUCUUCAAGUUACAUAGCAGCAGGUAAAAAAACACACUUUUAAUCCACAACUUGUGUUUAUCAUACGCACCAAACUUUCUAGUGAUUUACUGAGUGCAGAGUGAAUCCCCACAGGAUGUUGCUGCCUGUGACACCCAACGUUUUCAAGUGUUUACUCUUACUCCAAAAAGUAACUUGAGUAACUUUUAAACCCAGAAAAAUAUCGGUCAAUUGCUAGUCUUCAAGUGAAACACAAAGUGUUUUUAAUUUUGCUAGAAAACAGUAUUCUCCAUAGAUGAGGGUUUUUGGGGUUUUUCAAAAUUAAAAACCUUUUCAAUACGUUAGUCGAUAAAAUAAGUUAUUGGCUUUUUACCACCCGCAAUGCCAGUGGUAUCUUAGUUAUUUUGUUACAAAUGUACUUAGUGCUAACUUUCAUUGCUAACUAAGGCCUUGUCCAGCGAGUAUCCGGAAAUUUUUAGACACGGGUCUGUAAUUUUGUAAAUAUAUCCUUCUCGCUAGAUUUAUAUGAACAUAUUACCAGUAGUGGUGAAUAUGGUUUAAAUUCCAGUCGUUUCUUAAAAAUACAAUUCAUUUAACUUCGAGUCGGGUGGUCAAUAAUUAAUGCCGUCAAUUAUCCAGGAAUUUCCAGUUUCGAAUUAAUUUCUUCAUACCACUCAGUUUAGUUUUUAGUUUUCACCUAACAUCCGUAACUAAUUGAAAGGGGAUAGACCAAAGACAUUUGUUGCUCUUACAACUAUUGUCGUAAUCGUUCAUCGGUGAAGUUAGUAUGAUUUAGUCUAGCUUGCGUAAGCAGCGAGACUCAUAAUCUUCAACGUGUUUUCCUCGUAUUUAGGACACAAAUGGGGGGUCAUUGUGCCAGUUGUCCUUGCGGAGACCGUGGAAACAGGGACUAAGAAUUGUUGCGUGAUUGAAGCCACACAUGUUUUGCGAAGAAAGCUUAGGACAGAUUAAAUUUAGAGCUUUUCCGAAACUUGUCGGUCCACGAAUUCUAUCGCGUGAAAGCGUCCAUUACUUCGGAACUAGUGAACACUACUGAGUGGACGGGAAAAAAAAUAAGAAUCUUAAUUAGCAAAACUGCGAUGGUCGGGUGUUGUAAACUUUCAUUGUAUGCAAAUGGUCUUGUAAUGGGCAUGCGGUUUAUUUUAGGCGACGAUUGAAAUGAUGACCAUGUAAAUCACUUUUUUGAUCUCUGGCAGUGAUGUAAUUUCUCUGGAAUCGAGGCCCUUGAAUCUUCGUAUAUUUAUACACGCGUAUAUCCUCCGACCUCAGACGUAUUUCCGGUCGUUGCUAACACACGGACUAAAUCAACUCAGAAACAAAUAAAAAGUAUCGACGUCGAUAAAGUAGGAAGUUAAAAACCUUUAGCGAGUAAAUCCUGUUUCCUGUAGAAUUAAUGUCCUCCUCAUUUCUGGAUCUAAUCUCCAAGCAAGCAUGACUGACCGCCGCUGUAUGAGCGUUCUUGUUCGAUUUGCAACUGUGCUUAAAACCAUAAUUAUUAAAAGUGAUUGUUAAUGUGUUUUUAGACCCACUUCAGCCUGCCACCAAGGUCGCUCAGUCUGGGUGACCGUACUCUGCGAUGUGACUGCUGGAAAGGUACUUGCUUUGUCCUUUAUUUCUUUAUCAUGUUUCCAUUUGAUCGCCGUGAUCAAGGCAAUCAAUUAAUUGAAACCAAACUUAAGCUUGACGUACAGUUCCCUGCCCUUGAAUGCUUUCUGUUAGAGUGAUUUUAAUUGAAAAGUGAAACUGAUACUAACAAAUAGUGGAAAAUAGUGAGACCUAAACAAAAGAAGACAACAGAAUUAGUGCGUAAUAGUGCGUAAUAUUCAUCUACCUAUUUCACCGUUCAAGUAAAAUCUCUCUAAAGUUUAGACAGUUUUGUAGUACUAAAUCUUCUUUAAGCAGAUAUGAUACUAAGAUAGUGAAUAAAAAAAAACUGCGGGGAGGAAUUGGAAAUUUGAGAGAUAAAGUUCUAAGAUUUUAACUUUUUGUCGUUAGAAAGGUCUUUAGGUGUCUGUCAGAGUUCCUGCCAACUUCGAAUGCUAUUUUAGCUUUAAGGUGGUAAAAUGCUUCUUACUUUGCACAGUGAAUUCUUAUCUCUAAAAGCAACCUUUUUGUAGGUUUUGGCUCAACAUUUUUAGUUGUUUUUGUUGUUGUUGUUUUGUCACAUUUAUUAUCAGGAAGUCACACUUUAAAUUUAUCUGUCUUGACUGAAUGGAUUUUCACUUUGCAUUGCUCAUACUAAACAAAUUAGAUAUGUCGAGACAAAACAUAGCUAUUUGUCAGUAGGGAGCAUAUAUAUUUACCCCAACCGAAUGCAGAGGUAUUUUGCGAACCGAAAACGGUAAUUGUUUUAUCAUUCAACCAGUAUGAUUGUUUUGUUUUGUAAUUUAUUGGAAAACGUGGUGUCGCUAUGCUCCCUCAAGACAGGAACCCAACUACUCACGAGAAAAGCAACGUACAUUCUGUCUCCCCUGCGCAUGCGCAGACCGUUUUCUGCUGGCAGUUGUUUGCAGGUGACAUGAUUAUCUCCAGACCAAUAAAAACCUAGUAACAAAAUUAAUUUGACUAUUAACAUUUGUUGUCUUUUGUUGUAGGGUGUGCUUCAGCUGCCAGCCAAAUGUCCCGAUGGAACCUGUGACGGUUGUAGGUAAUGAGUUAUGAAUGACUGUUACAGCUAACCAACAUACUGGAAACAGUUCUUAAGUUAACUUCCUUAACGGGCAAUGAUCAAUUCAAUUUUUCUGUUCAUAUUGAUAACCGUUAUUACAAUAGCACAUUUAUUGUGAUUAUCCAAACAACUACUAUUUGAAACAAGGGCAAGCAACGUAAGAAAACAAUUUUAUCUAUUUUUUUUCCUUCUUAGAUUUGAAAUGUUGUGGCGAACAAAAUUUGCUUGUCCAGUCUGUUCUGUGUUUGAUUUUAGUGGUGUUACAUCAUCUUGCGAGGUACGUACGUGCAAAAGUUUUAAUUCUUUAAAGAGAAAUAGGGUAACAGCUGGGUUAGUCUCUAUCCCCAUGCUCCAUCCUUUGUACUUUGAACCGCAAAAUGCACUUGUGUGUAAGUCGGGAUGAUCGUUAGUUCAAGUCUCAAAUUGCCAAAUAACUGUUCAACUUUUGGGGCCUCAACGUUACAAUACUGUUGCUAAAAGCGAUAUGGGGCUUUGCCCCACCUCCACAACUGUCAGUUUCUUGUGAAAAAAAAGGGAACCUGGACCGUGUACAUGUGAUCAUCAUCGAGGAUGAUAGAAUUAAGUGCUAAUGGUAUUUAGAGCACGCACCUGGCAGGCCAAGGUUGGAAAUUGAGAUGCGAUGUAUAUCCUUUCAUUGCUUUCGUAUCACUGACGCAGAGCGUGAAGUCAGUAACGACUUUACCUCAUAGACAUGAUGUUUGUUGGAUCUGAAACUUGGUUUCCCUCGCCAAUUGCGGUCCCCGGAAUUUCAUCAUAUUAAAACGUAAGAAGAACGAAAGAUUAGGCGAUGCUUGUUCAUGUUUAUGCUCGAUGGUCUUUUGUCGAGGUUCUCGUACCAGACGUCAUUGUAACGUGCUGCUACUACGGCAAAGAGCACUUCUAAUUGGGCCUGAUUUAAAGUGCUCUAUUGCCGUUGUGCCUUCCAUGCUUUCAAAACAUUGAAAUCAUUUUUUAUUUUUUAUUUUUUUUUACUUUUUGGAUUUUUGUAGCGUUUGAUGUUUAUCCAACCUCCCCAAAGCGGACAAAUCCUUUAAAAUCACAAUUACUCCUAGUCCGCUUAUGGGAGGCUAGACGUUUCAUUAAUAAAUAUGACUACCAACGACCUAUUGUUCCAUCUAUGAUAUUAAUGAUAACAGGGAUCUUAAGCAAAGACGUUUUUUGAGCAACGACUGUCAACCAAAAAUGGACGGUUUACAUCCUUUAGCAGUGGUUUUGUUCAAAUUCUCAGGCGAGUCGUUUCUAUUGAAGUAAAUUAAAGAAACGUAGCCAUACAAAUUUAAUAGGAUAGCGUUAAGGCGUAAUAAUAAAAGGGAAAAGUAGACAUUUCCGGUCGGCGUGUUUUACUUAAAAACGGCUUUGCUUAAGCUCCCUAAUGAGACCUCGCUAGGAACACUUUUUACGUGGCCACACAGUAUACUUAGGAUAUGGUUCUUUUAUUGGCUGUAGCUUUUAUAGGUACAUACAGUAGGUAGUCUUAAAUGGUAUUGUGUGAACACCCCCCACCCCCCACCCCCCCUUUCAAAUCUCCUUCAUUGUACCUACCAGUGAGGUACUUACUUGUGAAAUGAAAUUUUUGUUGUUUCAGAGUGGGAAAAAGAUUACAAAAUAUAUGUGGAACAACCCCAGGUAAGAAGUGAUUCUCAAUAUUAAAGGAAACUGAGUAUUAUGUGAGAAAUUAUUCAGGCCAAGGGAGGAAGUUGUUUUCUGCCUAAGCCUGACGGUUAACACGGAAACUAAUUAAUACACUUCACUAGAAGACACAGAACCGCCUAGGCAAACUUUGAGUGUGGAAUUCCCCAGGAAAGCGCUCUGGGACCAUUCCUGUUUCUUAUUUAUAUCGACGACUUACCCAACGGGUUUGAUAAGUUAAGCUUGUAAAUGUGUCCUGAUGAUGCCAACUUACUCGUCUCGGCGAGCAACCUUAAAACCUUCGAAGCUCUAGUAAACUUAAAAAGAGUGAAACGAUGAUGUGACGCAAAAAAAUAGACAAAAAAUACGGCAAAAGCUAUUUUUAUUAGGUGACUUAAACAUUUUUACAGGCCAACGUAUUCGUGCGUAAAUUAACAAGAUUUCUGCGCAUAAAAACGGUACGCCCUAUACUACUCUCAGCCAGUCCGUUUCCGGUAUUUCCAAUAGUAUUCUCACUAAAAAGACUUGCAGCAAACACAUGUUUGUGUUAACCUUUCAGACUUUGUCGUGAUGGAGUGACCCUUCCUGGCGAUGUAGAAGAGCACUGCAGUAUUUUUGAACAGUCAGUUGGCUCAGCGAUGAAGGACUUUAAGGUAGAAGCCUGCCUACGCCCUGUCAGUAUGUUUAGAGGCAUUGUGGUACUGUUAUCGCCGGUUUGAACCCUAGCAGUGCCUUCAGUUUGAUUCCUCAAACAAAGGACAUGGUGUUUGUUUUCAUCCAGAUUAGUUCUCUUAUGAGAACUAAAAUAAUAAAUACAUAAUGUGGCAUUACAAACCCAUUUUAUCAACAACCUCCAAUGCCACUCAAAAAGUUAACACUUUUCAAAAUUGUUUCGCCCUUUUUUACGAUUGACCUUGUGUGUAUUUAAUGUGUUUUUGUAGAUUGGAAUCGCUGUGGUGGCAGGUCUUGUUGUUCUUAUGAUUUGCACUAUGUUUGGCUUGUGGUAUAAGAACAGAAAGUAAGUAUCAUCAUCAUGUUUAUGUUUAUAUGACAGUUACGUACUCCAGUUAGUCUAUAUUUUGUAUCUACUGUCCCUUUUACACCGCUUAAAGCAUUUUUCCCUCAACACAUGAGAAAACUUUUUCAGCUGAUGAGAAAUGCGGUAGGACACAACAAACAUAGAAAUUUACCAUUGUUGCAGAGUAUCGACCUAAUAUAGAAUUACCAUUGUUGCGGAGUAUCGACCUAAUAUAGAAUUACCAUUGUUGCGGAGUAUCGACCUAAUAUAGAAUUACCAUUGUUGCGGAGUAUCGACCUAAUAUAGAAUUACCAUUGUUGCAGAGUAUCGACCUAAUAUAGAAUUACCAUUGUUGCAGAGUAUCGACCUAAUAUAGAAUUACCAUUGUUGCAGAGUAUCGAUCUAAUAUAGAAUUACCAUUGUUGCAGAGUAUCGACCUAAUAUAGAAUUACCAUUUUUGCGGUGUAUCGACCUAAUAUAGAAUUACCAUUGUUGCAGAGUAUCGACCUAAUAUAGAAUUACCAUUGUUGCAGAGUAUCGACCUAAUAUAGAAUUACCAUUGUUGCAGAGUAUCGAUCAAAUAUAGAAUUACCAUUGUUGCAGAGUAUCGACCUAAUAUAGAAUUACCAUUGUUGCGGAGUAUCGAUCUAAUAUAGAAUUACCAUUGUUGCGGAGUAUCAACCCAAUAAGACUCUCAGGCUUUGUUCACCCGGUACUGGACCAAUUGUCGAGCGGUUGAAAAUUCGUGUAUCUAUGUUUUCCGUUCACUCGGAACCUUCCUAACCGUACUAAAGUUUAGACGCCUAGCCUUUCAAAAAUUUAAACGCCAAGGUUGAAGUCCUAAUUUUUAUUUAUCCGGUUCGGUCUACAUUUUCCUACGACAAAGUCAUGGUUGCACGGAUGCUCUAUUUUGGAUUUGGACAGUCUUAAAACCAGUGAAAAUUCAACUUGGUUUUGCAUCUUCGUGUGAACAGAGCGAAAAUAUUGAAUAGUUCCGUGUGAACGAAGUGUUCGGUCAAAUUUUUCAGCCAGUCGAAAAUUCGCCCGGUGCCGUGCGAGCGUAGCCUGACCUUUUCAUCUUUUUGCCCUCAUUACAGUGCUAUUACAAUAGCCCUUAUGCAUGUUUACGUCACACAAGCAAAUUUCACCACCAAGCCUCGUUUUGAAAUUAAAAAUAAGCGAAGUUUCACAGAAAUGAAUUCCCAAGGCAGUAGAGUUGAAAAGAAUACCCACGCACAAAAAGUGCAAAUGCAAAAAAUUUUGUUCACAAACGAGGCUUGUUGGUGGAAUUUACUCGUCUGACGUAAUCAUGCAUAGGGGCUAUUAAGGUAAUUCCCUUGUAACGGUUACCUACACUGUCUAGACAGCCAUAUUAUAGGACUUUGAAAACUGCAUACAAAUGGCUUAGAGUUUAUGAUGUUUGAGUCAAUUGCUUAUUUAUAAGUAUUUAAACGGAGGCUUCGCUUUUAGCCCUGGCCAAAUCUAUAUAUUAGGACAUUGAAAACUGCAAUAAAAAUAUGGGGUCAUCCUGCUUGUUUUCACCCUUCGUGCUCGUAAUUGUAAGUGGUUUUCCUAAUUAAGCGCGAAAUGUUCGAAAAUUCUUAUCAUGUAGCAAAACCUUUAAUCUUACCAAAAUCUAAAGCUUGUUUGUUAUUCUGAGCUAUAUUUUUUAGUAAAGUGGCUUCAAGUUACUCGGUAUUGUAAAAAGUGUAGAAAAAUAGACAGUUUUAACAUUAUCUUAUACUUCUUUGUGGCUCUAAAUUUGGAGAUUCAUGUCAUUCUUAUCUAAAUAAUACGGCUUCCACAAUCCAGAUUUUUUCUCCUUAAGAUAUGUUUUUCGUGUAGACGUUACGAGUAAAAAAACACCAAUAAAAAUGGGGUCACCCUUUUCGUAUUAUCGCAAAAAGGCAACAAAGGGACGAUUUCGGCUUCAAAUAAUCAUUCUGCGCGGAGAGGCUGGGGCGAGUUGGGAAGAGUUAUCAUAAUCCUUUUUGAAACCAUUUGGACCGCAAAAGGGACCUUUGUUGCCUCUCUUUGGGCGACCGGUAGAAAUCACCCCCUCCUUUGAUGUCUUUGUGUUGUGCACUAUGGGUGACAGUGCAAAAGAUAAAUUCAUCAAAGUGUAAACAAGGGGUUGAAUUUUAUUGUCCUUGUUAUCAAAUGCCCUUGGAUCCCGAGCUUAGUGCUUUACAAGUUGAGUUAAAGAUGUUUGCUCUACCUGUUUAGUACACAAUUAAUAGCCAGGAUAUCGUUGACAUAGAAUUGUCGUUUAUUGAAUUAUUGAAUUAUCGUUAUUGUUUAUUUCAAGGUUGACGUACAAGUAUCACCGUUUGGUUCACAAUAGCGGUGAUAAACCAGGCGAACUACCUCGGGUAGAGAGGUGUGUGGUGGAGGACGGUGAAGAAGAUGAUGAAGAGGUAAACAUGGUCGAUUUUUUAUCAGUUGUGAAUUGCGUUCAAUAAUAGAGAUUUAGAGUGACGUUAACGGCAAACAGAUAACUUCAGAUUUAAUUUGAGAAUUUCUUAAAAUAGAAAACGUGCAGCUGAAAACAAUCUAAAACAGUUUUUAUAGACAAAAAUAACGCGAAGCUAGUAAUUGUGGGGUAAAAGUGAUGAACAUUAAAGAACAAGUUAUGGAAAAACUUGGUCACGUCGUACAAAUUCACGUUUCCCGUUUGCCAUAAACGCGACUCUAAAUCUCUCAUUUUUUCAAACAGAACUUAUUUUGACUGCCUUGUGCCUCAACCCAGGGUAUAACGGUGGUCACUUCAAAUUCAUUUCAAAAUUACUAAAAUCUUAACAAACAAACUGAUGUACCGAAGAGAUCACGAAAACAGAAUAAAAUAGCUUUCCAAGACUGCUUGGUUAUCAAUAGAUCUUUUUUACCUUGUAUGUUUUGUUUUCUCAUGUCAAACUUCGUCUGUCAAUUGUUAUCCACGUGCAUAAGUAUACAUAAUGUAUGAAAAUGCAAAAGGAAACUUCCAUGGAGAACGUCCCGUGGUCUGAAUUGGGAAAACAAAAUGUAAAAGCUGAAAAGGUUUAUAAUAGCAACGCACUACGGAUGGAAGUUAACAGGAAACUGACAAACACCGACAAAAUAAAUCAGUUAUCUUACAAAUCGACGCAUUACCGACGAGACCUGCGGGCCCCACUUGCUGCUAUUAUCUUUACUACAUAUAUUUGUUUUCAUUUGGAUUGGAGAUCUUUUUUCCAGUGACUGCCAGCUCACUUUUUGGUCCUUUUAAGUCGCAGGAAAGUUGUUGUCUCGAUUUUUGCAAAAGUGUAUCAAGGCGAACGAGUUGUCAUUCGCUCAUCCAGUAUUAAAAAGAGCUGGACAUAAAGCGAUUGACGUGUCAGCUUUUAUUCUUGUUAAGAUACGGUUUUUCUCACCGGACGAAAUCGCUAUCAGUGACCGUAGUUAAUGUAUGAAAACCGUUUACAAACCGAGUUUCACAAUAACUGAGACGCUAUUGAGUGUAAAAUGCACCCUUCCUUCAGACUACUUCAACGAUGCAUUUAACACAAACGGCGCUGAGUUUAGGUCAGCAACUUCCAGCAGCUUACAAACGACCUCGUGACGAACGUAAAUACUAAAACACGCAAUAGACCAAGUUAACAAAAUCCUCCAACCUAACAGUACAUUGGCGGAUAUUAUAAUGAUAAAAACGCAUUCAAAAUAGCGUCGCAUCCGCAGUAAUAAGCUUAAUAUUUUCUUAACUGAAAGACGACCACUUGGAUUUGAAUGGUUUUUUUUGUCCCUAUUGGUGAAUUACGCACAGGUUACGGAAACGUCAGGCGCUAUCACAGUCUCAUGUGUCGACGCGUCGACAUUUGAACAAGUAAACCAAAUUCUAUCCUUUUUUCCACGCUCAGGUUCAUUUUAAAGCAGGAAAGGACCGCGGAAGGAAAAUUCUGAAGAAAAUCAAGGACAUGGCUAGUGGUGGAAAAAAGAAGGUAAUCAGCUUAUCACAUUUUUCAGGAAGUGCGUUUGGUUCCUUUUCUGCUUGUCUUUUUUACUCGAAACUAUGCUUAAUUCAGACGUACUUAAGUGUUUAAAUUGGAAACAAACGAACGGGGGAGGGGUAUUUCUAAGUUAAGUAUUGGUAUUAAAGGGUUUUAAGAAACCCGGGGUAAGAAAAGAUACGUUUUCUGUCGUCCAUUUUCCCGUUGGAGGUCCCUUGUGUUUAGUGUGUUUGUUUUCUCCUAGGAGAAAGUGACAUUUGAUGACGAUGAUGAUGAAUAUUUUGAGUCGGUGCAUCUUGAGCCCGGAAAGGAAGCGCUGUCAGACGAUUUCUAAAUCACAAACCCACUUUGAGCAGCUACACAGUUGAUCUUCUUCAGACCUGUUCUACUGCAGUCGCUGACGAAAUGCAAGCUGUUGCUCUCACAACACUAUUAGAUAUACAUAGUAACCUCUCGGUCAAUGCAUUAUGCUGCUUAACUGACCUUUAAUGUUCUCUGCAGUACCUUUAGUUUGGUCAUUUAAUUUCUCUGUUUUGAGGGUCUGGCUGCAAACUGUAAGAGGAAGGUGAGGAGACGUUUUUUUGCUGAUUCAACCAAUAGUUUCCUGCUGUUCUUGUUGUAAUUCCGUUCCAGCCAUUACUGUUUAGAGAAAUUAACAUUUCAGUCUGGGAUCGUCAAAGUUUCCAACCGUCAAUAGCACUGCUGGUUGACGACAUUUUGUCUAGCUCUGACACCCAGUUUCAGCUCUAGAGUAACAAAUCGUCAAAAGGUAAUGUGCUAACCAUCGAAUAUAUUUUUAGCGAGAAAAUAAACGUCCAUUAACAUAUUCCGAGCUGAGAAAACAUUUUAAAGUAGAGAUAGCUCAAUACCCUUAGCAGGGUGCAAAGAAAGUCAACAGCCCCAUUCGGGCAAUCAAGUCAUUUCAACUAGCCGCAAAACCUUUUUUGAUUAGCUUGAUUACCAUCCUUCUGUAAUUUGAAUUUCCCCAAAAAAAUUCACUUGCCCGUCGGACAUUGAGAACAGAAACUAGCCCGCUCAAAAUCCACUCAGUGUCACGCUGCACCUUAUAGCUCUAAUACAUUUCGUUCCAGUGUCAUGUAAUAGCCGUCCACUUAGACUUAGUGGACUGCAGAUUUGGUAGGUCGUGACCAAUUUAUUGACCUUGUUACAGUUACGUGUAUCCUUAGGAUAUGAGUGGUGGCGAGUCUGGGCUGAUCGAUAGAAACCUGAAAUAACUAUAUAUUUGAAAGGGUCGUUCCAAACAGCACCCUUCGUUAAGCCUCACUUUAUCCAAAAACUGUAGAUUAGAGACGUUAGGAAAAAAUA
Messenger RNA from Porites lobata, 41334 nucleotides. The record is from the annotation of a GenBank genome assembly. Lineage: Eukaryota; Metazoa; Cnidaria; Anthozoa; Scleractinia; Poritidae.